AUCUCUAAAUUAGGAAGAAAAGCAUAGAGAUUAGAGAAAGAGAGGAAGCAAAUAGGCAAAUCUACUUUUUUAAUUAUAGAAAAUUUCAAAACUUUCCUUCUUUUGAGAUUUCCUUCCCUCUUAUUUUAUUUAAUUAAGAGUCAUAAUAACAUUAAUAAGAGUAUAAAAAUAAGGUUUUUAUGUUGAGUUAAUUGGGUUGUUCAUAUCUUCUUUGUUUUACUCCUUAGAAAAAGAAGAAGAAGAUGGCAGGAAUUUCAGGGGAAGCAGAAAGCGUAAGUCUAGAACUUCUCAGGCAAAAAAUGAGAGAUUUUGCUAAGGAAAGAGGAUGGGAACCUCAUCAUACUCCUAGGAACCUUCUUUUGGCUCUGGUAGGAGAAAUGGGAGAACUAUCAGAAAUAUUCCAAUGGAAAGGAGAAGUGGAAAGAGGUUUACCAAACUGGAAAGAAGAAGAGAAAGUUCAUCUUGGAGAAGAACUUUCAGAUGUUCUUCUUUAUUUGAUUCAACUCUCUGAUAGUUGUGGUGUUGAUCUUGGUCAAGUUGCUCUUCGCAAGAUUCAACUUAAUGCUCUUAAGUACCCUUCUAACAAAUAAAUUACUAUAUCUUCUACUUAAUCUACAUUGUCAUUAGUCUCAUUACUCUUAAUCAUUGUUUGAUUUUCAAUUGA
Spinacia oleracea (spinach) is the source of this 664-nucleotide messenger RNA. RefSeq lists its product as uncharacterized. The record is from RefSeq and is a predicted model, not a curated record. NCBI's taxonomy places the organism in Eukaryota, Viridiplantae, Streptophyta, Magnoliopsida, Caryophyllales, Amaranthaceae. Gene Ontology annotation, biological process: nucleoside triphosphate catabolic process. Gene Ontology annotation, molecular function: nucleoside triphosphate diphosphatase activity. The coding region runs from base 243 to 590 and encodes 115 amino acids. The transcript has 2 exons.